This is a messenger RNA of Thamnophis elegans (Western terrestrial garter snake), 2095 nucleotides long. RefSeq names its product otopetrin 3 (gene OTOP3). Gene Ontology annotation, cellular component: membrane. The coding region runs from base 221 to 2029 and encodes 602 amino acids. Gene Ontology annotation, molecular function: proton channel activity. The record is from RefSeq and is a predicted model, not a curated record. Gene Ontology annotation, biological process: proton transmembrane transport. The transcript is spliced from 7 exons. Lineage: Eukaryota; Metazoa; Chordata; Lepidosauria; Squamata; Natricidae.
CUCUGGAUGCCAGUGACAGCUUCUCAGUUCUUCUGAGAAGAAAAAUCAUUUCCACCCUAGAGAAGAAAUAGUGUUUCAAAAGGGGGAGAAAAAUCCCUUUUGUUAAUUCAGUUUCUCUGGAAGAUUCAUCUCUGGUCUUUUCCCUGCAGAGGCUGCAGCUAAGCCACCAGUCCUGAGAUUUAAAAAAAUCCAGAAGCAGUAAAUUUAUCAAGCAAUUGUCAUGGACAGCAAAAAGAGAAUGGGGGAGGAACACCAACUCCAAGAAGCUGGAGAUGAAUCGUUGACUACACAACCGGAGUCUUGGCAGAUCCAUUAUGAGAAGUCAUGGCUCCACCAACAUUGCUCUUCGUUGUUACACCGUGACAAGCAGGCCCAGAAGACUGGGCAGCUCUUCUCCGGACUUCUAGCCAUGAAUGUAGUAUUUCUUGGCAGUGCAUUCAUAUGUAGUAUGCUUUUCAACAAAGUAGCCAUUACCAUGAGAGAUGUCUGUAUUUUCCUGUGCAUCCUCAAGAUCUUAUCCUUGAGCUGGAUAGCAUAUUACUUGCUGUUCACUAGAAGGAAACCAUUUGCCAUCUUGUAUCAGGAUGCCCAUGCAGGAGCUAUUUGGAUUAGAGGGUCUUUAAUGUUGUUUGGAGCAUGCAGCAUUGUCUUGCACAGUUUCCAGAUUGGGUAUGACAUCUAUAUUCAGAGUGAAUCGCAAAUGGAAAUUUUGUUCCCAUCCAUAGAAAUACUCUUCAUCUGCAUUCAGACCUACUUUAUAUGGUGUCAUGCAAAAGACUGUAUCCAGGUUCAGCACAAUCUCACCAGAUGUGGGCUAAUGCUGACCUUGGGCACUAAUCUCCUGUUAUGGUUUGUAGCAGUGGCCAAUGAUAUAGUUCACAGACAAAUUGAAUCAGAAUUGAACCAGUCUCCGCAAAGAUAUGAAGGUAAUUUGACGUACUCAUGCAAGGACUCAAGCGUGACUAUCUGCAAGAUCUUCCAAAAAGGAUAUAUUCUGUUAUAUCCCUUCAAUACAGAAUAUUGUUUGAUCUGUUGCUCCAUGCUGUAUGUCAUGUGGAAGAAUGUGGGCCGGCGCAUAAUUCAGAGCCAUAUCUCUGGAACCCAGCCUAGAUUCAAACUCCAUGGCAUCAUUUGGGGGCCUUUGCUUGGUAUCGCUGCAAUAAUUAUUGGGAUUUGCAUUUUCAUGAUCUAUCAAAUCCAAGUCACCAGUUCUUUCCCUAGUCCUAUGUCAUUCAUACUGUACUAUUCCUACUACAUUUGUUUAUUGCCUGUAAUGACUGUGGCAGCUUUGGCUGGAACUGUUAUCCAUGCCUUAGAAGAGAGAGAGCUGGAUACCCUGAAAAAUCCAACCAGAAACCUUGAUGUCAUCCUGCUCAUGGGAACAGCCUUAGGCCAAAUUGCCAUUUCGUAUUUUUCCAUUGUAGCCAUUGUGGCCACUCAUCCAAUAAGCAUGUUGAACAGCAUCAUUCUAGCCUAUUCAAUAAGCCUCAUCAUUCAACACAUUUCCCAGAAUAUCUUCAUCAUUGAGGGGCUCCACAGGAAACCACUACUGAUGAGUGAGAACUCUGAACCUGCUGCACAUUCCACCCAAGGGCCUCCCACCACCCAAGUUCUACCUAAUGAAGAUAAGGUUCUAUCUUAUCUCUAUGAAGAACCUGCCCCACCCCCUGCCAAUGAGGAGACAGACAAAAGUGAAAGAGAGAAAUGUGAAGACAGCUCCCCAAACAUGAAUAACCUAGAGACAAGACAGAAAAAUCAGUCUGUUUCAUGGACUUACAUCAAGGCCUACAGGCAUCUGAACUGGAAAAGAAGAGCUCUGAAGGAGAUCUCCAGCUUCCUGAUCAUGUGCAAUAUCAUUCUGUGGAUUAUGCCAUCAUUUGGAGCACAUCCAGUAUUUGAGAAUGGAAUAGAGAAGUCAUUUUAUGGCUACUCCACCUGGUUUGCCAUUGUCAACUUUGGGCUUCCAUUGGGUGUGUUCUACAGAAUGCAUUCUGUUGGUGAUCUUCUGGAGGUGUAUCGCUCUGCCUGAAACUAAUCUAAAUUUUCUCACAUUGUUGUUUUUAUUCUGCUACAAAUGCAAUUAUGAAGACCUGUA